CCCGACAGCCCUUUCUAACCCGCGACUUCUUUCUUACAUAUAUCUAUCAUACUUAACUUCACGAUGAGUGCCCCCGUUGCAAUUCUCGGAGCAGGGACGCAGGGUCGGCGUCUUGCGUACAUGUGGUCUUCUCGUGGCCGUCCUGUCCAUUUGGUUGAUGAGAAUCUAUCCCAGCUGCAGGAUGCUCAAAAGGCCGUCGAGCAAUUCAGAAAAACCGACUCCAAAAGCGAGUACUUAUCCGGGGAGCUUAAAACCUUUACCUCAGAAGACCUUCGAGCCGCCCUGCAGGAAGCAUGGCUCGUUGUCGAGUGUGUGCCUGAGCUGCUGCCCUUGAAACGAGCUGUCAUUGAAAAUAUAGAUGCCUUGACAGGGCCCAUGACGAUCAUUGCAUCCAACUCGAGUAGCUUUACGAUCACUGAGAUCGUAGCGGGACUCGAGCUUCGGUACCCCGAUCGGUUUGUGAGCUUGCACUCAUAUUGGCCUCCAGAAACUCCAGCAAUUGAAAUAAUGGCCUCUCCAAAGACAAAACCGCUUAUCAUCCAGCGGCUGAUAAGCGAGUGCAAAGACCACGGUUUCUCGCCGUAUCAUGUCAAGAAGAACUCUACUGGUUAUAUCUACAACAGGAUAUGGGCGGCAAUCAAGCGCGAAGCCCUUUCAGUAGCGGCAGAAGGGGUAGCUACUCCUGAGGAAAUCGACGCGAUAUAUAAAGAUGUUCUCAAAACGCCCAAGGGCCCUUUUGAGCAGAUGGACGUAGUGGGUUUGGAUGUUGUAUUGGAUAUUGAGGAACAUUAUGCCCAAGAGCGGACCGGCCUACCCGAAACACCGAGAGAACUGCUUCGAAAGAUGGUUGCCGAAGGAAAAUUAGGUGUGAAAAGCCGCCAGGGCUUUUAUACGUAUGACAGUGAAGGGCGGAUUGAGAAAUGAGAAGGCUAUUACCAGCAACUGUGUUUCGGUGACUAAAGGGAAGGAUGCGUUUUGCAUCUAUAUGUUACGGAAUUGGAGAAACAAUGGUCUUACACAAAGCGAGACGAUAGCUUCGGCGCUCUCUUGAAAGCUGCAAUGUCUUCUCGAGCCCCAUCAAAGGCCAGCACCUUUAGUGGAGUCCUUCACAGAUUCUUAUACAAAUCCAUAUCAAUAUAUUUCAAUUC
Coccidioides posadasii C735 delta SOWgp is the source of this 1148-nucleotide messenger RNA. RefSeq lists its product as uncharacterized. Gene Ontology annotation, biological process: fatty acid metabolic process. NCBI's taxonomy places the organism in Eukaryota, Fungi, Ascomycota, Eurotiomycetes, Onygenales, Onygenaceae. The record is from RefSeq and is a predicted model, not a curated record. Gene Ontology annotation, molecular function: NAD+ binding; oxidoreductase activity, acting on the CH-OH group of donors, NAD or NADP as acceptor.